UGUUCACCUGGGACCAGGCUUUGGGCAGGUACUGUUGUAGGAAAGGACUCAGGAGUCAUGGCUUGGUGGUGUCUGGAUGGGCUUCCCCAAGGCCUAGCUGAGCCAUGGAGAGAACUCUGGAGAUGGGAUUCGCAGCCCUUGGACUCCCUUCCCAUGGUGCACAGGACCACUAGGAACUAUAGAAACUUAAAGCAAAGGGGGGACAUGGACAACUGGAGACAGAAUCUAGAACCUUCAACACGUGUGGAGAUGUUGCGACCUUCAGGUUCCACUCGGUUAAUUCCGCCAUCCCAUUUCCAAGCUCGAUCCUUUCCAACUCUUCCAAGAAUGGCUCCCCCCUGGGUUGCAGACAUUCCUGUGGUCCAGUCCAUAGCCCAGCAAGAUGUUUCAGAGAGGCGACUAGACGAUUUGCGUCCUCCAGUGACCUUCUGGGAAUGGGAUGCUUCUGGUGAUGGACAGGAGCCAGGGCGGAGAGUCAGGUCUGUGAAGGGGUCUCAGGCCCUGACCCAGCAGGCCGAGGUGAUCUCUCGGCAGCUGCAGGAGCUGCGACAGCUUGAGGAGGAGGUCCGGCUCCUUCGGGAGACCUCACGGCAGCAGAAGCUGAGGCUGGAGACCCAGGCCAUGGAGCUAGAGGCCCUAGCAAGGGCUGAAAAAGCUGGCCAAGCCGAGGCUGAGGGCCUGCGGGCAGCCCUCGCUGCUGCUGAGGCCAUUCGGAAGAACCUGGAAGAGGGGAGCCAACAGGAACUGGAAGAAGUUAAGAGGCUGCACCAGGAGCAGCUUUCCUGCUUAAUGGCAGCUCACCAGGAGGCUCUUUCUAAUUUGACCAACAAGGCUGAGGGCUUGGAGAAGUCUUUGAAUAUCCUGGAAGCCAGGCGGGUAGAGGAAGCUGAGGAAUUAGCCUUGUCCCAAAGGGAGACCAAGCAGCUGCAGAAGCAACUGAGCAAGGCUCAAGAAGACCUGGAAACUCAAGUGACCAUGGUUGAGAACCUCAGGGCAUAUGUGGGGGAACAAGUCCCUUCAGAGGUCCAAAGCCAAGCUUGGGACUUUGAGCGACAGGAGCUUCUGGGAACUAUGCAGCGCCUGCAGGAGGACCGGGAUGUCCUGCACACGACCAGUGAGCUGCUACAGGUGCGUGUGCAGAGUCUCACGUACAUCCUUACCUUGCAGGAGGAGGAACUGGCCAGGAAGUUUCAACCUUCAGAUUCCCUGGAGCCUGAGGUAACUGAGAAGUUCCAGUCCUUACUGACUUGUUGGCGAGAGAAAGUGUUUGCCCUCAUGGUGCAGCUGAAAACCCAGGAGUUGAGCCACAAAGAAUAUGUAGAGCAGCUGAAGGGACAGGUGGUCGAGCUUGAGGGGCGAGUUGCAGAGCAGAACCAGGAGCAGACCAUUCUGCAGUGCUCCCUCCAGGACAAGGCCGCAGAGGUGGAGGUGGAGCGGGUCAGCACCAAGGCCCUGCAAGGGGAACUGAGUUGUGCCCGGGAAGCCUGGUACCGGCAGCAGCAGCAGACCACCAUCGUCAAGGAGCAGCUUAAGCUGGUGGCCGAUUCUGUGUGCAGCUCUCAGAUCUGGUUCCAGAACACCAUGAGCAAGGUCGAACAGGCUGUCGCCCGGCUGCCCGGCCUCAGCAACCGACUCAGCUAUGCAACCCGGAAGGUCCACACCAUUCAGGGCCUGGUGGCUCGGAAGGUAGCCCUUGCCCAGCUGCGCCAAGAGAGCUGCCCCCCGCCUCCCCCUCCCCCUCCACUCCCACCUCCACCGGCCCAGGACUUGAACCUUGAGUUGGAACAGCUGCGGGAAGAACGGAACCGUCUGGAUGCAGAGUUACAGCUGAGUGCCCGCCUCAUCCAGCAGGAGGUGGGCCGGGCCCGGGAGCAAGGGGAGGCAGAGCGGAAGCAGCUCAGUGAGGUUGCCCAGCAGCUAGAGCAGGAGCUGCAGCGAACCCAGGAGUCCCUGGCCAGUGUGGGACUGCAGCUGGAGUCGGCUCGCCAGGGCCAGCAGGAGAGCACGGAGGAGGCUGCCAGCCUCAGGAGGGAGCUGACGCAGCAGCAGGAGAAGUACGGGCAAGCUCUGCAAGAGAAGGUGGCCGAGGUAGAAACACGACUUCGGGAACAGCUGAUAGAAAUGGAGAGAAGGUUGAAUGAAGCUCGCAGAGAGCAUGCCAAAGCUGUGGUCUCCCUGCGCCAGAUGCAGCACAAAGCUGCCCGGGAAAAGGAGCGGAACCAGGAGCUCAGGCAGCUCCAGGAUGAGGCCCGCAGGGAGGAGGGGCUGCGACUGACCCGGCGCCUGGAGGAGCUGGAAAGGGACAAGAAUCUCAUGCUGGCCACCUUGCGGCAGGAGGGCAUCCUCUCCAGUCAGAGGCAGCAGCGGCUUCUGGCAGCCCUUCCUUUCUUAAUGGACGAAGGCAAAUGUGGAGAGUCCAGCCUCCGGCCCUCAGGAUCUUCAGUACUUUCAGCUCCCCCUGCUUCUUCAUUUCCACCCAUGAAACCCUCCUCUCAGGAUCCCACAAAAGGGUCCCUCUUUGCUCUGCUCAAUGACCUGCAGGGCCUGACGGAAGCCAUUGCCAAAGAGGAAGGUCUGUGUCAAGGAGACAACCAGAACACUCCUGCUUCCGACAGCUGCUGA
This is a messenger RNA of Elephantulus edwardii (Cape elephant shrew), 2622 nucleotides long. It is a transcript of the gene CCHCR1, whose product is annotated as coiled-coil alpha-helical rod protein 1. Lineage: Eukaryota; Metazoa; Chordata; Mammalia; Macroscelidea; Macroscelididae. Bases 58 to 2622 code for a protein of 854 amino acids. Gene Ontology annotation, biological process: protein export from nucleus; cell differentiation. The transcript has 18 exons. The record is from RefSeq and is a predicted model, not a curated record. Gene Ontology annotation, cellular component: centriole.